UGCGCCUUGUCAUAUUCAGUCAUUGAAUGGUCAAAGAUUCAUUAAUUUACAAAAUCGUAUAAAUAGGGCCAGCGCUCAAGUGUUGAACUGUGAUAAGUUUAUUCUAAGGUUGUAGUGAGUAAUCUAAUGUGCAUAUAAGUGAAAAAGUACAAUAUCAAGAUGCUUAUCAAAGAAUAUCGUGUUACCCUUCCAUUAACAGUUGAAGAGUACCAAGUCGCACAGUUGUACUGCGUGGCUGAGGUGUCCAAAAAUGAAACCGGCGGCGGCGAAGGAAUAGAAGUUAUAAAGAAUGAACCAUUCAAGGACUACCCUCUUCUCGGGGGGAAAUAUUCAUCUGGCCAAUACACGUAUAAGAUCUACCAUUUGGCGUCAAAGGUGCCCGCUUUCAUCAGGCUACUGGCGCCCAAGGGCUCUCUGGAGGUGCACGAAGAAGCGUGGAAUGCCUACCCUUACUGCCGGACCGUGCUUACGAAUCCCGGAUACAUGAAGGAGAACUUUGUUAUCUGCAUAGAGUCCCUGCAUUUACCUGACGCCGGUGACCAAUACAAUGUCCACGAACUGCCGCCGGAGAAGCUUAAAACGCGCGAAGUCGUCAACAUCGAUAUCGCGAACGAUCCCAUGUCGCCGGCGGACUACAAGCCGGAGACGGACCCGACCAAGUUCAAGUCGAGCAAGACGGGCCGCGGACCGCUCGUCGGGCCCAACUGGAAGAGCGAGGUGAAGCCAGUCAUGACGUGCUACAAGCUGGUCACCGCCGAGUUCAAGUGGUUCGGUCUGCAGAGCAAAGUUGAGAAUGUGAUCCAAAAGUCGGAGCGGCGGUUGUUCACUAUCUUCCAUAGACAAGUAUUCUGUUCCAUGGAUGACUGGUACGGAAUGACAAUGGCGGACAUUCGCGCCAUCGAAGACCGCACUAAAGAAGAAUUGGAGAAGCUCCGCCGUGAAGGCGAAGUGCGCGGUAUGCGCGCCGAUAACGAGUAAACGCGCGAAAAGUGCCACGGAUCUCUCACUGUGAAGUUUGCUGCAAGUUGAACGCAUACAUUUGGCCCGCGGCGACUUCACACCGGAUGUUGCGCUACGUACGUUAUGGACGCGGCAACUUCAUAGCGAACGAGGCCAAGUCUACGCGUGUAAUACUCGCGGCAACUUCACAGAUAAUGUGGCGUAUAGUGUAUGCGUGUCGUACUCGCAGCAACUUCACGGCAAAUGUGGCGGUGAACACGCGUUAGUGAAUAUUCGAAGAGUCCUAAGUGCAACAGUUCUAUCAGAUAAUUUAUUGAAAUCGAUGUGUUUACUUGUCAUGUUAAAUCCUUUUUUUUUAUAUUCGUCUGAAAUUAUAACCGCCAGAAACAAUAAACUUUUAAAAUAAAUGCAUUUCGUAACAAAGUUUAUGUUUUAUAUUACAUAGACAAGAUCAACAUUUCAUUUUAAAUGAUCUGACAUAAGCUCGCAUCGGUGAUGAGUUGUGAUUGGUGUUUCGGAAGAGAAAGCGCGCGAAGCUCGGACUCUAUGUAUUCACUUAUGUGUUGUAUUCAUAUGCGCGAUGAAACAUUGAGCGCAUGAAAAGAUUUUUAAUCACAAUUGUUUUUAAUAUCAUAGCAAUUUUUUCAUCAGCUGUCUAGAUUUGAAACUAUAAAAAUAAUUAAAUUACUUAAGUAUAAUAUAAUGCAACACUGAUGUUUGCUUGUCAAAACUUGGCGCUCAAUAUUUCCCGCGCUCGCACAAUGUCCAAGCUUCAAGUGAGAUUGUAUUAAUUCCAAUAAAACGACUGCUGGCAGUCUGUAGCUAAUUAUUUAUUAUGACGUAUGAAUUGUUUAGUAAAAUGUUACAUAUAGUUGAUUGUUUCACUUGAGUAUAUUUUAUGUAACAUCUAUAUGUUCCGUUUUUACGUAGACUUUGUUCAUACAGAUGUUAUGUAUGAAUCUGACAAUAGUUGAGAAAUAACCCAAUAUGAACAAUCUCACUGAAACUUGGGCAUACAUUACCAUUUAGCAAAAUAAUUUCAUUGAAAUGUGGUAUAGAUACUAUUUAAAGAAUAAAUAAGUCAAUGUAGUCAGUGGUUGUAGGUAGUGUCGACGUUACCGAAAUAAAAAUAUUCGAGUUACAUUUUUUGGAGAAAUACUUAUUAGCAACGAGAUUUUGUGAGAGUAUAUAAGCGGCAUUUAGGUCAGAUUUUAAAUAUUUCGCUGUUUAAGUAAUAAAUACUUCUAUGUAUAAACUUCCUGUGUAGGCGGGCAUUUGGCUGUUGUGUAUAAUACGAUAGAUAUUUGAAAGUAAAUUUGCGUAUUAGUCACAUAGUUCCGACUCGUGGAAUGUUAAAGUUAUUUAUAUGUCGGUGCAAUAUUUUUUUGUCAGUAGCAAAUUAUUAUGGGAAUUUUGAAAUUAUUGUCAGACGAGGUGUUGCAAGGUUUAAUACAUAAAUGGUUGACGGUAAUUCUGGGACUACUAACUCGGGCUACGGUUAGCAUCGACCUCGAAACGGGCGCGUGAUGUAUAUUUAUAUAAUUAAGUUUGUUAUUUAACAAAUCAGUAUUCUGAAUAUGUGUGACAUUCCAGAUUCCGAUUGAUUAUAUUUGUGAGCAUAUAUUGUUUCGCUGUUCUACUAUUCGAUAGCUCUCUGUACGAGAUCCGACUUCAUCAACAAUAUAAUUGACGAUUGAAAUAGGCGGCGACAC
Zerene cesonia (dogface butterfly) is the source of this 2672-nucleotide messenger RNA. RefSeq names its product phosphatidylinositol transfer protein alpha isoform (gene vib). The transcript has 8 exons. Gene Ontology annotation, cellular component: cytoplasm. NCBI's taxonomy places the organism in Eukaryota, Metazoa, Arthropoda, Insecta, Lepidoptera, Pieridae. Gene Ontology annotation, biological process: phospholipid transport. Gene Ontology annotation, molecular function: phosphatidylinositol transfer activity; phosphatidylcholine intramembrane carrier activity; phosphatidylinositol binding. Bases 160 to 978 code for a protein of 272 amino acids. The record is from RefSeq and is a predicted model, not a curated record.